AACAUAGUAGUAGUAGUUAAGUAGGGUUAAAGGGGGUGUAAUUGUGUUGCUGACAGGUUGAUUAGUAGUGUGUUAUGAUGACUGCUAACAGUGCUAUAUCGAUAUCUUGGUGUUAAAUUCAGUCUAAAAUUAAUGGGUUGUUGUUGAUGUUUCUUAUUUUAUAUUUUCUUUUUGAAUAUUAUGAUAGGCCUAAUUGCUUCACGCUAUGUUUGAAGGCCAUUUAGUCUAGAUGCAAGGCUUACACAAAGGGGAUUUGAAGCAAAACUCAUCAUACCAAUUCUGUUGAGAAUGGAGAAAAAGAUUGAAAACUGUAAUUUGCCUCUUCCAUCAACCUCAUCUUCACCGACCUCAGAAAAGAUUGCAUCAACUGAUCAUGGAGAUGAGUCGUCCGAGGAAAAUCUUCCAAUGCCUAAAUCCUUGAUUGGAGCUGAAAAUUAUUUAACAUUGACUGAGGGGAAAGUGUGUGCUUUAACGAAAGAAGAACUAACGGAGGCAAUAACUAAAUGUAAAAUAUUGAUAUUGGAUAGUGCAGUAUGUUCUGAUGAACGAAAGUGGUUGGUCAGAAGACUGAUUGAACUUCGCUAUCAGCUUUUGACAGUAGAAGAUUUACAAGUAGAAAAAACAGACAUUGAUGAAAGUUCACUUGAUAUAUCAAUCUGUCUUGGGCACCAUUUAAUCAAGCGGUUCCAACCCACUUCGACUACCAAACGGUAUUGUGAUGUUUGCUGCACUCCAAUAUGGAAUGUUGUUCAGUACUGGUAUCAGUGCAAAGAUUGCAGGUAUAAAUGCCACAUAAAGUGUGUAGAGAACACUAUCCGCCCCUGUGCCCAUCUCGUGCAGGCAGAUAAGGAGAGGUAUGAGAGAAAGAUUUGCCCCGAAGUUGGUCUUGCGGCCCAGAACUAUGAAUGUGGAGAGUGCAAAUUGAGAAUAUGUUUCAACAAAAACUCGUGGUCAGCGCCUCCUCGGCUGUGUGAUUACACUGGUUUGUACUACUGUACUUCGUGCCACUGGAACAACACGGCAGUGAUACCAGCACGUGUAUCCAGAAACUGGGACUUCAAGUCUUAUCUGGUGUGUCGGGCCUCGUAUCAACUCUUGAGAUACACUCGUAACUGGCCAAUUGUAACGGUAGAACCAAGACUGUACGGGUUUGUCAAAGAACUGGCUGAAAUUAAGCGUCUUCGAGAACAGCUCUCUUUAAUGAAACAUUAUAUUAUCCCUUGCCGUAUGGCAGAAGGAGAGAGAAAACUCAUGGAGAAACAGUUUAAAGGCUGGUCUUACUUUUUGGAACAUGAUAAAGCAUUUAGCCUUCAUGACCUAAUGGAAAUACAUUCUGGAAAACUGCUGGAUGAAUUGAAAAAUAUAGCAAGUAAAUUCGAAGACCACAUCAUUAAAAACUGUCAACUGUGCAGUGGGAAAGGAUAUCGCUGUGAGCUGUGUGAUGACAAGGACGAUGUGAUAUUCCCGUUCUUCAGCACAGUGAACGUCUGCUCCGAAUGUUCAUGGGUCUACCACAAGACUUGCUGGCUCAGAUAUCUCGUAUGUAGGAAGUGCCAACGGAAUAAGAAAAAGCAGCUCGAGACAGUACCUCCAGAGUCUUGAACAGUAUUUAUAUCAAAGGCAAGAAGAAUAUAAUACACGCAAUUUCAUAUCAAAUAUAUUGUAUUUUUAUUUUAAAUAUAUUUUAUUAUUGAACGUUAAA
Molecule: messenger RNA, 1702 nt
Organism: Homalodisca vitripennis (glassy-winged sharpshooter)
Lineage: Eukaryota; Metazoa; Arthropoda; Insecta; Hemiptera; Cicadellidae
Product: differentially expressed in FDCP 8 homolog
Exons: 7
Coding region: 289-1602 (437 amino acids)
Source: RefSeq, a predicted model, not a curated record